UGAAACAUGGCGCGAUGUAGCGUGAUGAUGGGAUUAAUCACUGGCAUGGUUGGGUUUGGUUCUCCUUCGGUUUGUGCUUUCUCAGGGAAUCAUGAUGGGCAUGUGCGGGCAUCCUUCAGUUGCGUCGUGGACUUGCCCUUGCGUGGACGGGAACACACACUCCACACCGCACGGCGCGGCGCGGAAAGGAGGGCGGCAAUAUGCCGGAUACCAUCUCCGUCUUUUCUUUUGGGCAGGUGUUGGAUUAUUAGGUGCCAUUAAGGGUUUGGUUGUUUUCUACCCUCGACAUUUGGCUGUACGAGGGUGUUUCCUGUCUAGUAGAUGUACCACCAACUGCAGCAGGCUGGGCUUGCGCAGGCCGCUGUUGUUUCUCUUAGCUAUCUCGUUAGGAUGAGAAGUUUGUCUCUAUUCAUAUUACCUUUUGCAUGCCUGCAGCAUUGAGGGUGUGGUAUUGCCAAACAUGGCCUUGGCCACGGUGAAACAGUCAGACGAUGCUACAAGUACAAAGCCAAGGACGUGUGGCAGGCAGAGGGCCUUGGUGGUGUUGGAAGGGACCACAGGGGCGACGGAUGUCUCAUGUUGUAUCCC
Parathielavia appendiculata is the source of this 588-nucleotide messenger RNA. RefSeq lists its product as uncharacterized. The record is from RefSeq and is a predicted model, not a curated record. Lineage: Eukaryota; Fungi; Ascomycota; Sordariomycetes; Sordariales; Chaetomiaceae. The transcript has a single exon. Bases 92 to 394 code for a protein of 100 amino acids.